Messenger RNA from Scylla paramamosain (green mud crab), 2200 nucleotides. Its product is annotated as peroxidasin-like. The record is from RefSeq and is a predicted model, not a curated record. Gene Ontology annotation, biological process: response to oxidative stress. NCBI's taxonomy places the organism in Eukaryota, Metazoa, Arthropoda, Malacostraca, Decapoda, Portunidae. The coding region runs from base 505 to 2106 and encodes 533 amino acids. The transcript is spliced from 8 exons. Gene Ontology annotation, molecular function: peroxidase activity; heme binding.
UAUUAGUGUGUGUGUGAGUGUGUGGUGCCUUGUCUGGGCUGGCUUCUGUGGGAUUGCUAGCCUUGUAUGUAGAUAGACAGACAGACAGAUAGAUAUAUUACUGUUAUUAUUGUGUGUGUGAGUGUGUGGUGCCUUGUCUGUGCUUUGUAUAGGACUGCCAGUCUCACAGAUAGAUAUAUAAACUUAAUUCUCACUGAAGUACCCCCAUACCUUAUCUUCUAUAGGACUGCUAACCUGACAGAUAGAUAGAUUAACAAACCAAUUUCCUUACAGUACAAUCAAGUACCCCCAAACCUUGCCUUCUGUGGGACUGCCAGCCUGACAGAUAGAUAAACAAAUGAAUUUCUUUACAAUACACUCCAGUACCCCUAAACCUUCUCUUGUCAUCCCCAGGUCUGUCUAAAUUUCGCGUCACUUCAGUCACCGGCAAGCCUCUCCCUUCCCCUCGGCUCAUUUCCGCCAACAUGCACGACCGUGUCUGCACCGCAUGUCCGCUAUACCCUAAUGGUCAUGCAGUGGGGCCAGUUUAUUGACCAUGAUAUUAUUUUCACCCCCAUCAACAAAGGUUUCCAAGACUCGAUUCUGGAUUGCCGCAGAUGUGACUCUCCCCAGACAGUCCACCCUGAGUGUUUCCCCAUAGCCAUUCCUCAGAACGAUCCAUUUUUCCCUCCUGUCAAUAUAUCAUCUGGCCAGCCAUUCUGCAUCCCCCUGACCCGCUCCAUGCCAGGCCAGCUGACUCUAGGCUACCGGGAGCAAAUGAACCAAGUGACUGCCUUCAUCGACGCCUCUCACACCUAUGGCUCGGACAAGUGUGAGCAGCAGCAACUGAGGACCAAGUCAGACGGCAUGCUACGAGGCACACCCAACCCCCUGCGAGGCAAAGACCUGCUGCCCACUGAGAAUGAGAACCACGAGUGUCAGGCUCCCUCUGGCCGGUGCUUCACUGGAGGAGACACCCGGGCCUCAGAGCAGCCUGGCUUGGCUGCGCUACACACUCUGAUGAUGCGUGAACACAACAGAGUGGCCGGGGAACUGAAGCGCCUCAACAAACACUGGAAUGAUGAGCAGCUCUUCCAAAAUGCCCGGCGUAUCGUGACGGCCAUCAACCAGCAUGUCACGUACAAUGAGUGGCUGCCAAGGGUGCUGGGGUGGAACGCUGUUAAUCUGUAUGAGCUUAACUUGCUGCCUGAGGGCUAUUCUGAAGAUUACGAUGCAUACUGCAACCCAACAGUGCUCAAUGAAUUUGGCAUAGCCUUCCGCUUUGGCCACUCUCUACUCAAGCCUUCCCUGGAGCGCAUGGACGGAAUAUUUGCCAAGCGCAACCCUCCUGUCAAGCUGAGCGAACACUUCUUCAACCCAGACCUACUCUACCAGCCUGGGAUGCUUGAUGAGAUCAUCCGCGGCCUGACUACUGUGUCCAUGGAGACACUGGACCAGUUCUUGACAGAUGAGGUGACCAACCAUCUCUUUGAAGACAAGCGGCAGCCAUUCUCUGGCCUGGACCUGACUGCCCUCAACAUCCAGCGAGGCAGAGACCAUGGACUGCAGCCUUACAAUGAGUACAGGGCCCUCUGUAACCUGACCAGGGCGAGGUCGUUUGAUGACCUGCACAGGGAGAUAGCGAGGCCGGUGAUCGAGCGAAUGAAACGGACGUACGCACACGUGGAUGACAUAGAUCUGUUCACUGGUGGAUUGAUUGAGACGCCGCUGCACGGUGGACUGGUCGGUCCCACGUUCGGCUGCAUCCUCGGCAUUCAGUUCAGGAACCUCCGCUGCUGUGACCGGUUCUGGUAUGAGAAUGCUGACCCACUUGUGCGCUUCACCGACCCUCAGCUCACUGAAAUAAGAAAGGUGACACUGGCCAAGCUUCUGUGUGACAAUUGUGACAAUGUGGAAAGUGAACAGCGGUCUGUCUUUGACCUUCCAGACCCCUUCCUGAACCCCCGAGUGUCAUGUCGCGACCUCCCCGGGGUGAACCUUGAGCUGUGGAAAGAGGAGCACGAAGAAGAGGAAGACCUACAUAGGAUCAGAUGGAAGGACCAUGUCAAUGAAGACACAAGAGACAAAGGAUUAGAUGAAAGAAUGCCUCAAGGCAGAAACAUCUGAAGAAGACUUUUGUAAAGAGCAAUCCCAAAUAGAAAUUAGGGUGGGAAGAAGCAGCGUUGGCACUCACCACAUUGGUAACAUAGAUGCCCAGGAG